Trichoplusia ni (cabbage looper) is the source of this 991-nucleotide messenger RNA. RefSeq lists its product as uncharacterized. Lineage: Eukaryota; Metazoa; Arthropoda; Insecta; Lepidoptera; Noctuidae. The transcript is spliced from 3 exons. The record is from RefSeq and is a predicted model, not a curated record. Bases 84 to 428 code for a protein of 114 amino acids.
CGAGUGGUGGUGUCGAGUGGUAUUUAUGUGUGUGGUGGUGUCACCACCCCACACUUCCAGUGCUUUGCUCGCUCGCUGCAGACAUGUGGACUCUCGUGAUCGCUUCUCUCCUGGUGCUGGGCGCUACGUCGUCGCAGGCGCGAGCGAGCGAGCCUGUGUCGCGGCUCGACCACGAGAACCUCCUGCGACCCAACGAGAUCCUCGCCAACCAUAUGCGUAACGUGCUGGCUCACAUGAAGGCGCUGAAGGUGUCGGUGCACCCGCGCAUCCGGCACCUGUACGAGCUGCUGCAGCGCGACAUCGAGUACGGGCGGAGGCAGAGCGUGCGCGGGGCGGGCGGGCCGCGCGACCUGCCGCCCCCGCCGCGCCGCCCCGGCUACGACAUCAACAAACUCAACAGGAUCUACACCACGCAGGCUGACUCCUGAACGGGAGGCAUGCAACAGUCCUCUGAUACAAUAGGGUAUUUGACUAAAAAUACCUCUGAGUAGAUCGCCGGACAAGUUUUCCAAAAAUAUUGAAUUCGUUUUUCGCAUCAUUUAUGGUUAGGAAAUGUUUGGCAGUGGAGGCUUGUAACAUCACAUGCUAGUAAACAACGUACUGGUAAGUGACGUCACACGAGAUUUAAUACCACUGUAUUCCUCUCAUUUUUUAUUUAACAGAAAAAUAAAAAAUACGUUAUUUUUGGGAAACAUGGCUAACGGACUAAUUAUAUAUUUUUUGUCAAAUAUUCUAUUAUUCAAAUGCAUUUAAAUAACAAUAUUUUUAGUUAGUUUUUUAAGAGAUUUUGUUUUGUCAAUUCAAUAUGUUCAAACGAUUUGUUCAAUGCUUACGCUUGUUAUAAAGUAAGAUGUCUCUGGCCUCAGCUGCCCGCAGCACGCAUCAACACAGUCAGUAGUAGCCAUCGCGAGAUGCUGGAGACCUGGGCCCCAACUCUUAUUUUACAAUGGCCGAUGAAUUAAUGAAAUUUGGCUUAAAAUAUCAAUUUUCG